CAAUACAGAAUGUUAUGUUUAUAACCAUUAUAUACGCUGACAUACUAUAUUUUCAUUCAUUAGUUGAAUUUGAAAACUCAGACUGUUUCUUGUGAAAGAAAAUUGUUUAAAAUGUCAAAAGAACAAGAGGCUUACCAACAACGAACGGUUGAGGCGGACUCGAACCCACAACAGGGACCGGUCUUCCAGACGCUUGGGACAGAUCAGUUUGGAACAAACGGACAGCAGACUGCUGCAUUUCCAGGACAUACAUAUAAUGCAGUGGUUCCUGGUCCAGUCGCUAGCACAGUCUAUCCGCAGGGCAGCCAAGUAAUAACCGCGAGAGCCAAGAAAUCCGUCGUGGAAGCCUACUUGCUUUGGUUGAUCCUAGGACUUAUAGGAGCUCAUCACUUUUAUCUCAGGAGACCAUUUUUUGGUGUGCUGUACAUAUUUACGUUUGGCCUGCUAGGAUGUGGUUAUCUUAUAGAUCUGUUCAGAAUGCCAUACUUGGUUUCUCAAGCCAAUAAACGACUCGAAGAUUCACGUCUAGAAAAGAAGAAAAAUAUCAGUGAUGCCUAUACACUAUGGUUCCCGUUUGGACUUCUAGGUUUCCAUCACUUUUACUUGAACCGACCAGGAUUUGGUGUUCUUUACUUGUUUACAUUGGGACUUUUUGGCAUUGGUUGGCUGGUGGAUUUGUUUCGUAUGCCGUCCCUUGUCAAGGCCGCCAACGAAGACCCUAAUGUGUUAAAGGAUAAGAGUGUUGGAGCAGCCUAUGCUCUUGGAAUUUCGCCACUCGGAAUCCUUGGCUGUCAUCAUUUUUACCUGAACAGACCAGUAUUUGGCCUGAUCUACUUUUUGACAUUCGGAAAUUUCGGUGUUGGUUGGCUGGUUGACUGGUUCCGUAUUCCAGUGCUGGUGAAGAGGGCAAACAAAGAGAUUGCGUGGGGAAACACGGGAGAAAGACAUGUUGACGACGCUUAUAUCUUAUGGUUUCCGCUGGGUCUAAUUGGAGCACAUCACUUUUAUCUAAACCGUCCACUGUGGGGAUUCCUGUACUUCUGUACAUUUGGAAUGUGCGGUGUGGGUUGGCUCAUAGACGGCUGUAGAAUGUAUUGUCUUGUUAAUGAGUGCAACAAACUGAACGAGGAGAGGAGAAAGUUGCCGAUCCAUCGUGGAUAUGGAGGCAGAGACGGUAUUGUCAUUGCCGCCCCUGGUCUUACCGGCACUGAAGGGUACGCUGCCCCCACCUGUUAUCCACAACAACAGUUUCCACAGCAACAAUAUCCGCAACAACAACAACAACAACAGUUUCCACAGCAACAAUAUCCACAACAUCAACAACAACAUCAACAACAACAACAACCUCAGCAGUACCAGUACCCUCCAGCAUACCAGUACCCACAACAGUCAGUGCCAUCAUACAUGGAACAACCCCCGCCAUACAGCCCAGUGUCAGGACCCGGGCAACCGCAACCCGGAUCCGAGACAAAGUAAAACGGAAACCCGGAACCUGUCCAUGUGGACAUCUUCAGAAUAGACCAUCCAUGACGUUCCAUUGCGGUAUACGAUACUAGUAGACGCACGGAUAACUUUGACUGUACUAUACGCUAUAAAGGGGAACAAUUCAGUCAACACUAACAUUAACUAGAUUAGUUUGAUGUUUCAUGUGCACGUGCAUACAAUUAGAUAGAAACACGUGCAGCUGUUAAUUUCAUUAAAACAUGUGUAGCAUUAUUUCAGUUUGAAUCAGUGAUCAUUGUUGUUGACACUCAUUAUGUUGUUAUUAAAUAUUUUUAAUUUAUGUAUCAUUUGUUAUGUACAUUUUUAUGCCCCCGAAGGGAGGCAUAUAGUUUUUGAACCGUCUGUCUGUCGGUUUGUCAGUCUGUCGGUCUGUCCGCAAUUUUCGUGUCCGGUCCAUAUCUUUGUCAUCGAUGGAUGGAUUUUCAAAUAACUUGGCAUGAAUGUGUACCACAGUAAGACGACGUGCAGUGCGCAAGACCCAGGUCCGUAGCUCAAAGGUCAAGGUCACAGACGUUAAAGGAUAGUGCAUUGAUGGGCGUGUCCGGUCCAUAUCUUUGUCAUCGAUGGAUGGAUUUUCGAAUAACUUGGCAUGAAUGUGUACCACAGUAAGACGACGUGCAGUGCGCAAGACCCAGGUCCGUAGCUCAAAGGUCAAGGUCACACUUAGACGUUAAAGGAUAGUGCAUUGAUGGACGUGUCCGGUCCAUAUCUUUGUCAUCGUUUGAUGGAUUUUCAAAUAACUUGGCAUAAAUGUGUACCACAGUAAGACGACGUGUCAUGCGCAAGACCCAAGUUCGUAGCCAUAACUAUUCAUUCAAAGUGCCAUCGGGGGCAUGUGUCAUCCUACGGAGACAGCUCUUGUUUGUUUUGAUUUUUAACCAUUUCACUGCUGGAAAGAGUACAUAAAACACAGUACUAGUAUGUCAUGACCUGUAGCUGUAGAAUUUCUAAGUAAAUGCCGACCGAAUCAGGGUACUCUUAAGGGAAUGACCAUCUACACCUAACAAAAUGUCUCACUGGUCACUUUCAAAUAUUCAUCUCAGAUCAUGAAUGUCUUUAGAUAUUUAUCACAUCUAAUUUUACUGAAAAUUAAAGUUAAUGAUAGUUCG
Molecule: messenger RNA, 2612 nt
Organism: Mercenaria mercenaria
Lineage: Eukaryota; Metazoa; Mollusca; Bivalvia; Venerida; Veneridae
Exons: 7
Coding region: 112-1476 (454 amino acids)
Source: RefSeq, a predicted model, not a curated record